UUUUAAUAAACUCGCAACGAGCUGAUAAAUAAUCUCACAUCGAACCUCUCGUCGGCCCACCCCCAAAAUCAAACAAAUUAGGGUUAGGGUUCUCAUCUCUCAGCCGCCGAUUCACGAUGACAGGCAAAGCGAAGCCGAAGAAGCACACGGCGAAGGAGCUCCAGGCGAAAGCCGAUGCAGCGUUGACCAACAGAGGAGGAGGAAAGGCCGGGCUCGCCGACAGGACCGGGAAGGAGAAAGGAGGGCACGCCAAGUACGAGUGUCCUCACUGCAAGAUCACGGCGCCGGAUCUGAAGACGAUGCAGAUCCAUCACGAGUCGAAGCAUCCCAAAUUGCCUUACGAGGAGCCGAAGAAUCUCCACGAGGCUCUUGCUGCUCCUGCCGAAUCGUCCAAACCUAAACCUGGAAUCAGAGGAAGCCUCAAGAAGUGAUCAUGAUGUGAUUGUUUUCUAUCGAAUUCUCCCUUUUUAUAAUAUAAAGUUUAUCAUCUUUUAUGAUGGGGUUUUCUUCAAGUUGUUGCUCUGAUAAAGUAUGAAAAAACUGCAAUGAUGUUUUGCUAUUAUAUAAAAGAAAAUGGUAUCUAUUAUAAA
This is a messenger RNA of Raphanus sativus (radish), 590 nucleotides long. Its product is annotated as protein METHYLENE BLUE SENSITIVITY 2. The transcript has a single exon. Lineage: Eukaryota; Viridiplantae; Streptophyta; Magnoliopsida; Brassicales; Brassicaceae. The coding region runs from base 117 to 431 and encodes 104 amino acids. The record is from RefSeq and is a predicted model, not a curated record.